Messenger RNA from Gongylonema pulchrum, 1425 nucleotides. The record is from the annotation of a GenBank genome assembly. NCBI's taxonomy places the organism in Eukaryota, Metazoa, Nematoda, Chromadorea, Rhabditida, Gongylonematidae.
AUGGGAUAUUUUCUUAUGUUCAUUUAUGCGGGUUGGACGCAACUGAAAUGGGACGGUUGCUGGUUUGCUGUGGAUUCUUCGGUCGGCCUGAGCAUUCUUGGUGUAUUCCUGGUCACUUAUGCCAGUAUAUCUGGCCUUGGCCUCUCAUCUUAUAUUGGAAUUCACUUUAAUGCUGCAACAACACAGAUAGUACCGUUUUUAACACUGGGACUUGGUGUUGAUGAUAUGUUCUUGUUGCUGCAUAACUACAACGAUGUCCUUCAUACUGUAAAGAAUAAUGAAAUAGGUGUACUAAUGAAAGAAACGGGUAUGAGUAUUGUAAUUACAUCUGUAAAUAAUAUUAUUGCAUUCAUGGCUGGCACUCUGUUGCCCAUUCCAGCACUGAGGUCAUUCUGCUCACAGACAGCAAUUUUGCUAACAUUCAAUAUGGUGGCUAUAAUGGUUAUAUAUCCGGCUAUGAUAGCACUUGAUCUUCGAAGGCGACGUUCCGGGCGUCGUGAUUUGGGGUGUUGCUGUAUGGGAAGCCCUGCCGAAGCUAAAAAGCUUGGUGCAGAAUCUCUAGAAAUUACAUCCGGAAAUCGUACAGUGGGCGACUUAUCCAUAGCCGGUCACCUUUAUCCAGUCCCGCCGCCUGCGCUGAUGCUGAAGAAAGCUGGUUACGAUGAUGACGGUGAUGAGAACAAGAAGUGGUAUACACUAACCGGCUUUCUUCGCUACUACUAUAUUCCGUUUUUGGAAAGACCAUUAACGAAGUUAAUGGUGAUCGUGGCAUGCUCGUCGAUGUUCCUGUUCGGUUGUCUCGGUUUGUAUCAGUCCACGCUUGGCUUGGAACUGUCGGAUGUUUUGCCGGAAGGAACUGCACCUGCAGCAUUUUUGCGUGCCCGUGAGCAAUAUUUCAGUUUCUAUCCGAUGUAUGCGAUUUUGAAAGGCAAUGAAAUUGAUUUUCCUGAGCAACAAGAACAAAUCGAGCAAUACCGUUUGGAUAUUGCAAAAUCGAAUUACGUGAUCAAAGUGAAUGGGCAUCCAAGCGAGGAAUACUGGAUGUCGAUGAUGAGAGCAUGGCUAAAUUCAAUCCAAAAGCAUCUUAAUGAUGCUCUCAAGAAAGGCGACAUUGAUCCGGUAACUGGCCAAAUCAAACCUGGCGCUAAGAUUUCCGAGGAAGCGAAGAUUGCACGACGGUUGGUGUGCUCAUACGGCAACAAUUACAACUGCACUGGAAGAAUUAGCAAGAUAAAGCUGGUGAAUGGUGCUGGUUGGAUCAAUGCUGAUGGAUUUUAUAACUAUCUAACAGCUUGGUAUAACGUCGACAAUAUGAUGUACUACGAAAUACGUAGUAUUUGUGACCGGUAUACAGAUAUGGGUUUGCCGAAUUUUCCAUCCGGCAUCGCUUUUACAUUUUGGGAGCAAUAUCUUUACCUGAGGUAG